UUUUCGUCUUUAGCCGUUCAGCUCCAUUCGCCCCCAUACAUUUUGGACUAUAGACAUGAUUAUUGUGUGUUUUGUACAGUUUUGGGGUCUCUCCUGGGCGGCGGACAUUAUAAGCAAAACUCCAGUUUGGCUGAUCGUUUCUCAACUCCUCCCCCGACUCCAUCCGGCUACACUCGCUGUCCAUCAAGGCUAGGCAAUUGUGGCCCAGUUCACAAAUCGAACGAAAGCUUCCAUGUCAUGUCAGUGUGAAAACUGUUAACCACAUUUUGGGAGACCGUCGCCAUCGGGCAAGAAAUAUGCCCAGUUUACGAGAAUUUGGGUUAGUUGGGACUGGUGUGGCACUAACGGGAGUCGUCGCGUAUACCAUCUGGAAAUCCGCACAUGCCAAGAAAGGACAAGAACCAAAGAAAAUAAAACAGGCUUUAGAUGCUGCGAAAUAUGAAAUUUCAGUGAAGGAAGAAAUAAGAACUGAAACCAUCCGACAAGCUCCGGUGGUAUCUGAGCAGCCACAGGUGAGUGGUACUCAGGUACUAGUGCUGGGUCUGGAAGGGGCAGGAAAGACGAGCAUUCUGCACUGCUUUACAACUGGUAACCUGGAACAGGAUGUCACACCCACACAGGGAUUCAACGCUAUCUCCAUCAACAGAGAGGGACUACAAGUCGAGUUCCUUGAGAUUGGAGGCAGGGAGAAGCUUCGAGAAUACUGGCAGAUGUACCUGAAAAAGGCUCGAGUGCUGGUGUUCGUGGUGGACUCGGCCGACACCGCUCGAUUCCCCCUGGCUAAAACCCACCUUCACCAGCUACUGGCUGCUGACCCCUACCUGCCGCUGGUCGUGCUAGCCAACAAACAGGACCUUUCUGGGGCUUGUGGAGUGGCAGACCUUUAUGAAGCGUUGGCACUGGACUCUGUGGGUGAUGGUCGGAAGCUCUAUGUUUUGGUGACGCAAGUGAAGAAGGGCAGGACCGAGAACAACGGCAGCAUCCAGGAUGCUCAUGAGCUCAUACUAGAGUUGAUGAAAAAUAACCACUUAUAACAACAAUGUGCCACCUAAUUGUCUGUAAUUGCCAGCCUGAUAAGUUUAUCACAGAUUAAGUUGAUUGGUUACUUCUAUCUGAAUAUUAUCUAAAUAAAUGUUUUAAAAAACACCAACAGUGGGUGAAGGAGAGCACUUACUCACAUGUGUGCGCACACACACUUUUUUCUUUUUAAAAUUAAAAAAAAAAAAAAUUUGAACACCACGAUAAGCUUGGUUGAUUGCAUAUCCAUUUUUUUCUUUAAAAUCAAAUUAUCUAAAUUUAUCAGGGCCCUUUUGUCACCAAAGAAUUUCUUGUUACUUUAGCAGAAAUACCUGUUGCUUGGGAAAAAGGAUUUUUAUCGGAUUGUGAUUUUUAAAAAAUUAGUUUUUUGUAGAAAUAGUACUUUAUAAAUGGGGGGCUUUAUACAAGAAAAAGCUUAAAAGGAAAACACUCUGUGAUUGUUUUAUCUCCAAAGUGAGAAGGGGCAAAUGAAUUUGUUUUUCAAAGGACAUUGAACAUUGGAAAAUAUGCUGGCUGAGUGUUUUUUGUUAACUUCUCUGUUAUACUGUAGUUGUGUGUAUUUGGGAAUCGAUUUGUGUGUAUGUUUUGUGUAAGAGAAAACUGUCCUAUGUAAAGCUGCCCUAAAAUUGUAGGUCUCGGUCUCGAUCUGUAUAUUAUGUGGGUGCUACUGUUACGUAGACUUAAUGUCUCAGAGAUGUAUUUUAAAAGUAUUUUAUUUUGCAUCUCACUUUACCUCCAGCUAGCUUUUGAAAGCAAUAAAUCUGUUUGAAUUACAUCAAAUGAACAUAAAGCUGUGGUAUUUUACUAACCAAUAAAAUGUUACAACAAUUUAA
Messenger RNA from Electrophorus electricus (electric eel), 1871 nucleotides. It is a transcript of the gene arl9, whose product is annotated as ADP-ribosylation factor-like 9. Gene Ontology annotation, molecular function: GTPase activity; GTP binding. Lineage: Eukaryota; Metazoa; Chordata; Actinopteri; Gymnotiformes; Gymnotidae. The record is from RefSeq and is a predicted model, not a curated record.